Solanum lycopersicum (tomato) is the source of this 1194-nucleotide messenger RNA. RefSeq names its product protein CYSTEINE-RICH TRANSMEMBRANE MODULE 13. The record is from RefSeq and is a predicted model, not a curated record. NCBI's taxonomy places the organism in Eukaryota, Viridiplantae, Streptophyta, Magnoliopsida, Solanales, Solanaceae.
AAUAUUUGGAUAGGUGUUAAACGUGACCUAUACGAAAAUUUUUCCUUAGCUGCUAAGUUUAAAGUCACACACCAAAUCUUCUUCCUUUAAAAUCUCAUCAUCAAUUCAUUAGUGGUAGCAGUCCCAAGCAAAAACAAUGAGUUACCAGCAUGUUCAUGAAGGUCCCUAUCCUCCACCAGGUUAUGCUCCACCACCACCAGGGCCAGAAGGAUAUCCUCCUCCAGGACAGCCAGAACCUUUUGGGUACUACGGUGAAGCACCACCACCGCCGCCACCACCAGGACCUCCCAGUUAUCAGGGAUAUUUUAACGAUCAAUAUCCGCCUCCUGAUCACAUUCACCAUGAUCAGCAGCCUGAUCAUCAUAGCAGUGGCUGCUGUUCCUUUUUAAAAGGCUGGCAUAUUAAUAACAAUUCUGACCAUGCUACCUGUAAGAUGAUUAUUUCAGGAUUUACAGGUCAACUUCGAGGAUGGUGGGACAAUUUUCUAUCUCCCGAAGAAAGGUAAUACUUGUACGUGUGGACAAGAUGAAUUCUAUAAGCUCCAGUCUCAAUUUGAGGAUUCAAAUUUGGAUAAGAUCCAAUCUUAAUUUGAAGAUUUCAAUUUUAAUAUGAUCUCUUCUGAUAAUGUGAUAGAACUAUUAAGAGAAGUUUCUGAUGAAAAUCUCAGAAACAAAAUUUUAGAAAUGACUUCUUCUCAAGUCUCUUCUUCAAAAUCUUUUAAAAAACCCAAGAAGAGUGAAAUUUUAAAUUAUAAUCUUAGCCCUUAUUCUUUACAAGAACUUUUUUCUCGUCUUGGAAAAAGAAAAGGCCACGAAUAUUGUUAAAACUAGAGAUACUUUUCUUGAUGAUUCAAAAUAUGAAGUUGAAACUUUGAAAAAAGAGAUUAAAUCUCUUAAACAAAACUAAUUGAUUCAUAAUCACAGGAUUUCUCAAUUACAAAACACUGAGAAUGAUAUUUCUCAAACUAAUUUAAUUAAUAAAGGAAAGGAGAUUGAGGAAAAAGAUGAAGAGCCUCUUCAUCUUAUUAAUUCAAAACCUAUUAGUUUCCUUGGAAUGAUGCAAAUUGUUACUGCUCAUCGCUGGUACAUUAAAUGUACCAUUUUAAUCAAUAAUGAUUUUAAAAUUACUAGUACUGCUAUGAUUGAUAGUGGAGCAGAUGUUAGCUGUAUUCAGGAUGGAUUAAUUCCUUCAAGA